AAAAGAAUCCGCAGCUCUGAGCUCGUCCGAUCCGACAACAUGUAUAAUGACGAAUUGGUGACGGAGAUGAAGAAGAACAUUACAGCAUACGCCUUUCUUAACUUUCUCUAAGGUUUUGUUUCUAUUUCUUUAAAGAUGAGCUCAUCUACUCGAUUUCACCUCUUCAAACUCCGCAAGAGGUUUUGGUGAAGCGCGGAUUUGUUUUGGCGGCGAUGAUUUGCGGAAUUUUGGCGUUGGGGUGCCGGAGAGUUCUUGCAGCGGAAGGGGUUUUGGAUGCUGGUUAUGGAGUUUUUGAGCAGAGUGUACUGGCAUUGAGGAGCUCUUGGCCCAAAGUUUUGCUGGUUCUUCGGCUUUUUAAAGAGCAAGGCUUGGUUUUGGCUGCGCUUUUGGGUCUCUCUGCUUUUUUCUCAAUGGCUGAGACUUCAAUUACCACACUUUGGCCUUGGAAGGUGCGUGAGUUGGCUGAGAAAGAGUCUGAGGAUGGGGUUUUCAAAAUGCUUCGCAGUGAUGUUACUCGGUUCCUAACGACUAUACUUAUUGGCACAACCGUGGUCAAUAUUGGAGCAACAGCACUAGUCACCAAGGCUGCAACAGCAAUAUUUGGUGAAGCGGGUGUGAGUGCAGCAACUGGAGUAAUGACUGUUGCUGUUUUGCUCCUCACUGAAAUUACUCCAAAAAGUAUAGCUGUACAUAAUGCAACAGAGGUUGCUAGAUUAGUGGUUAGGCCAGUGGCAUGGCUUUCCUUGGUAUUAUAUCCUGUGGGAAGAGUUGUUACGUAUCUCUCAAUGGGAAUGCUAAAAUUGCUCGGUUUGAAAGGAAGAAGUGAACCAUAUGUUACUGAAGAUGAAUUGAAGUUGAUGUUACGAGGAGCUGAGUUGAGCGGGGCAAUAGAGGAAGAAGAACAGGAUAUGAUUGAAAAUGUGUUAGAAAUAAAAGAUACACAUGUUAGAGAGGUGAUGACCCCUCUUAUUGAUGUGGUUGCCAUUGAUGCGAGUGCAACACUUGUUGAUUUCCAAAACUUGUGGGUGACUCAUCAGUAUUCCAGGGUGCCUGUUUUUGAGCAGCGUAUUGAUAAUAUAGUAGGCAUUGUGUAUGCAAUGGAUCUUCUAGAUUAUGUUCAGAAGGGUGAAUUACUAGAAAGUUCUGCUGUGGGAGAUAUGGCACACAAACCUGCAUACUUUGUGCCUGAUUCAAUGUCAGUAUGGAAUCUUCUUAGAGAGUUCCGCAUCAGGAAGGUGCAUAUGGCUGUUGUUCUUAACGAAUACGGUGGAACUGUGGGAAUAGUGACCCUUGAAGAUGUGGUGGAGGAGAUCGUUGGUGAAAUCUUUGAUGAAAAUGAUUCGAAGGAGGAAAUCCAGAAAAAAACUGGAUAUAUUGUAAUGCGGGCAGAGGGAAUUUAUGAUGUGGAUGCUAAUACAUCAAUUGAUCAGCUUUCUGAAGAUCUCAAUAUCAAAAUACCGGAGAGUCAUCAGUAUGAGACAGUAUCAGGCUUCAUCUGUGAGGCAUUUGGAUAUAUUCCAAAGACGGGUGAGACCAUAAAUGUGGUACUUGAAAAGGAAAAUCAGGAAGAACACAAUGAUGAGGCAGAAUCUGACCCCACAGCUCAGACUGAAAAGAAUCAAAUUUUUAAGCUUGAGAUAUUAGCUGGAAAUGCCCGAAAGGUGAGUGCUGUUCGAUUUGAAAGGGUACACCAUGAUGCAAUGGAAUCCAAAGAUGUGACACGUUUGGUUUCCAAGAUCAUGAAAAGAAAAUCGACGAGUGAUGAUGAGACUAACCACGAUGAGGUCCCAUACCAGGAGUGGGAAAUGGAUAUGGAUGACGGUGUUUCUGAUAAUUCUGUAAUUUCGAAAUAUGACAACAUUGAUGACUAUCUUAAUAAACAAUAGUUACAUUACGAUAUGUUCUUCCUGUUCUUACACCACCAAUAAGAGGUAAAUGGGAAUAAAUAAAAACGAACAUGUAAAAUUU
Messenger RNA from Ilex paraguariensis (yerba mate), 1968 nucleotides. NCBI's taxonomy places the organism in Eukaryota, Viridiplantae, Streptophyta, Magnoliopsida, Aquifoliales, Aquifoliaceae. The record is from the annotation of a GenBank genome assembly.